AUGAAUAUUUUAGGUAAACAACCACCUGCAUCAUCAUUAGCAUAUAGUUCAUUUUCAAAUAAUUUUGAUAUUGGUAAUCAAAAACCGAGGAACCAGUGUUACUGGCAUUCACCAUCCUAUCGAUGGUAUUUUGAUAUUGCCGCUGAUCGUUGUAUUCAAUUCAAUUAUUUGGGUACAGCAGGUAAUGCGAACAAUUUUGAAACAAAUCAUAUAUGUUUGGAUAUUUGUGGAAUUGGGAAUACUAGUGAUGUUAAUAUUUGUCUACAUCCAAAAGUACCGGGUACUGGUCCGUAUAAAAUUCCUCGCUUUUACUAUGAUGCACGAAAUAAUGCUUGUAAACAAUUUGUUUACACUGGAUUUGGUGGCAAUAAUAAUCGUUUUGCCAAACAUCAACAAUGCUCAGAAAUAUGCUUAAAUUCUGGUAAGAAGAGCAAAAAUACAUCAUCAUUUAAUGAUGAAAGAUAG
Messenger RNA from Loa loa (African eye worm), 465 nucleotides. RefSeq lists its product as hypothetical. Bases 1 to 465 code for a protein of 154 amino acids. Gene Ontology annotation, molecular function: serine-type endopeptidase inhibitor activity. NCBI's taxonomy places the organism in Eukaryota, Metazoa, Nematoda, Chromadorea, Rhabditida, Onchocercidae. The transcript is spliced from 4 exons. The record is from RefSeq and is a predicted model, not a curated record.